Molecule: messenger RNA, 3102 nt
Organism: Sabethes cyaneus
Lineage: Eukaryota; Metazoa; Arthropoda; Insecta; Diptera; Culicidae
Product: cullin-1-like
Exons: 12
Coding region: 99-2435 (778 amino acids)
Biological process (GO): SCF-dependent proteasomal ubiquitin-dependent protein catabolic process; protein ubiquitination
Cellular component (GO): SCF ubiquitin ligase complex
Molecular function (GO): ubiquitin protein ligase binding
Source: RefSeq, a predicted model, not a curated record
UCAGCUUAGAAAGGGUCUUCUUCUACGUUAUUGUUUCCUUUGUACUGAUUGUUAAACCAUUGCUUGCAGGAUUUUUCACUAUUGCAACUAAAUUUCCAAUGUCCAAACUAAAUUCCCAUGGAGCGACAGGGCUUAGAAACAUCAAUCUCGAAGAGAUCUGGGCGGACCUGGAAGGUGGAAUAAAACAAGUUUACAAGCAAGAACAAAGUCUUCGAUCGGCCCGUUACAUGCAGCUCUAUACACAUGUCUACAAUUACUGCACAAGCGUUCAUCAACAACCGGCGAAAGGACAAACAUCUUCGAAAGUGUCGAAAAAGGGAACUGCAGUUCCUUCUGGUGGGGCACAACUCGUAGGACAAGAGUUAUACAAACGAUUGAAGGAGUUUCUGGAGUACUAUCUUAUAGCCCUACAGGAGAAUGGUAUCGAUCUCAUGGACGAGGAAGUACUCAGUUUUUACACUAAACGUUGGGAAGAAUAUCAGUUUUCUAGUAAGGUCCUCAACGGCGUAUGUGCCUAUCUGAAUCGACACUGGGUGAAACGAGAGUGCGAGGAAGGUCGCAAAGACGUAUAUGAAAUCUAUCAAUUGGCGUUAGUAACGUGGCGUGGAAAUCUUUUCAAGCAUCUGAAUAAGCAGGUUACAAAUGCAGUGCUUAAGUUGAUUGAACGAGAACGUAAUGGUGAAACAAUUAAUUCACGAUUGGUAUCCGGUGUUAUAAAUUGUUACGUAGAGCUUGGUCUAAACGAAGAGGAUCCGAAUGCUAAAGGGCAAAAUUUAUCGGUGUAUAAAGAGAGCUUCGAAAAUAUAUUCCUUGAAGACACCGAAAUGUUUUACACCCGUGAAAGCGCGGAAUUCCUGCGGGAGAAUCCCGUUACCGAGUACAUGAAACGCGUGGAGCUUCGCCUAAACGAAGAGCAAAAACGUGUGCAGGUAUAUUUGCAUGAAAGCACACAGGACAGGCUAGCAAAAACAUGCGAGCGGGUGUUGAUUCAAAAGCACUUGGAACAGUUUCGUACCGAAUUUCAAAAUCUACUCGAUUCCGACAAGAACUCUGAUCUGCGUAGAAUGUAUUCACUGGUAGCACGCAUCGUCGAAGGCUUGGUUGAACUAAAAAGUAUUCUUGAAAUGCAUAUUCAUAACCAAGGAUUGGCUGCAAUUGCCAAGUGUGGCGAAGCUGCGUUGAAUGAUCCUAAAAUUUAUGUCCAGACGAUUUUAGAAGUUCACAAGAAAUAUAACGCUCUGGUACUUACUGCAUUCAACAAUGACAGUGGAUUUGUUGCUGCUUUGGAUAAAGCAUGUGGAAAAUUCAUAAACACAAAUGCAGUUACGGAAGCAAGCAAAAGUGCCAGCAAAAGUCCUGAACUGCUUGCGAAAUACUGUGAUCUGUUGUUGAAAAAAUCCAGCAAGAAUCCAGAGGAAGCUGAGCUCGAAGAUACCCUUAAUCAAGUUAUGGUCGUUUUCAAGUACAUUGAAGAUAAGGACGUGUUUCAAAAGUUCUACAGUAAGAUGCUUGCUAAGCGUCUUUGUCAUCAUAUGUCUGCUAGUGAUGAUGCCGAAGCGUCGAUGAUUUCCAAGCUAAAACAGGCUUGUGGUUUCGAGUACACUAGUAAACUACAGCGAAUGUUCCAGGACAUAGGAGUUUCGAAGGAUCUCAAUGAACAAUAUAGACAGCAUGUGAAAGGACUGCGUGAGGCGUCCAAAUCUACAGGCAACGAUAUUGAUUUCAGUAUUCUUGUACUGUCGAGUGGCUCUUGGCCGUUCAAUCAAAGCUUUACGUUUUCUUUGCCGUUUGAGUUGGAACAAUCUGUCCAUCGAUUCAACAAUUUCUACGCCAAACAACAUUCCGGACGAAAGCUAAACUGGCUGUACAACAUGUGUCGCGGAGAACUUAUUACCAACUGUUUUCGAUUGCGAUACACUUUACAGGCCAGCACGUUCCAAAUGGCUGUUUUGUUACAGUUUAAUGAGCAAACAACAUGGACUAUUCAACAGUUAGGUGAAAAUACGAGUAUCAAUCACGAAAGUUUAAUUCAAGUACUUCAGAUACUCUUGAAAACAAAGCUGCUUACAUGUUACGACGAUGAAGCUAACCUUCAACUGGGAUCAUGUGUUGAGCUUAAUACUGGAUUUAAGAAUAAAAAACUUCGGAUCAAUAUAAACUUCCCGCUCAAAACAGAACUGAAGGUGGAACAAGAAGCCACACAUAAGCACAUCGAGGAAGAUCGCAAGAUUCUGAUACAGGCAGCAAUUGUAAGGAUUAUGAAGAUGCGCAAAGUACUAAAUCACACGCAUCUGGUCGGAGAAGUACUAAACCAACUAUCGACCAGAUUUAAACCUAAGGUUCAAGUGAUCAAGAAAUGUAUUGACAUUCUCAUAGAAAAGGAAUAUCUUGAGCGCCAGGAAGGGCAGAAAGAUACGUAUAGCUAUUUAGCUUGAUCAGUAUUUAGUUUGCUGUUCGUAGCUAUCUAAACAAUUUCUUGAAUAUCAAAACUGAACGUAGAAAUAAAGUUUAAAAAUAACAUUUAACGGAAGGCAUACACAAAAAUGCUGUAAUGUUCAAAGGAUACAAGCUAAACCUUGAAUUUUGCUAUUUCUCCGUCCUAUUAUAGAACUCGAAAAACACGAUCGAAAUCCAGAAAAUGAUUGAAAGUUUUUUUUCAACUUGUAUAAUCUUUUAGGCAUUUUUAAUUAGGGACGGAUCCGCUCUUAAAAUAUAACUUAGUAUUUUUUGUUUUUAUAAAUUUUCAGUAAAACGAUGUGAUAACGUCAGAUGUAUCAUAUUGAUUAAUAUGAUAGGCAAAUAGGCGAAUUUUGAAAUUUUGUAUUGCGAUUUCUUGUGGUUGCACGAUUAUUUUAGUUUUUUCUCUUCUUUUCAACGUAACAGUUACAUGCUCGAUUUGGCAGUCACUGAGUAACGUAGCAAUCCGUUCACAGUAAAUUUCCAAUAGUGAGAAUCCAUUUCUUUGUUGUACAAUAGAUAGCUAUCUUUAUGAUCAUACAGAAAAAAAAUGUUGAUACAUAUUCAGAAAGUCUACUAAUUUGAAAGAAAACAAUAGAAAAUCAGUUUGAUUGUAAAAUAAACGGAUUUAUUCAGUUCAUACAA